Messenger RNA from Brassica oleracea var. oleracea, 1605 nucleotides. RefSeq lists its product as uncharacterized. The transcript is spliced from 2 exons. NCBI's taxonomy places the organism in Eukaryota, Viridiplantae, Streptophyta, Magnoliopsida, Brassicales, Brassicaceae. Bases 1 to 1605 code for a protein of 534 amino acids. The record is from RefSeq and is a predicted model, not a curated record.
AUGAACCAUAUGUUCAGCGAUUUGAGCACCAAAUACGACAAUGUCGCGAGUCAUAUGGACAUUCAGAUUGCUCAGACUGCUGAGAGCGUCAAGAGGCAACAAGGUACUCUACCUGGGAAAACCGACAAAAACCCUAAGGAGUGCAAUGCGGUUGAGUUGAGAAGCGGAAAGCAACUGUCUGAGCCGGUAAAGAAGAGGUUCACUGUGGCUGAGAAGGGGAAGCAGAAAGAGUCGGAACAACCACCAGCCGAUACCCCGGCAGCUAAGAAGGAGAGGGAACCAACAAUUGGAACCAAUUCGCCAGAACCAGAACAACCAGCUGAGGCUGUCCGCCCGAUCCCAGAGCCUGUUCCUGCUCGCGAAUACACUCCUAAAGUCCCUUACCUUGUUCCAGCAAAGGCUACUCGUAAGGACCGAGAGGAGAUGAAGUGCAGAAAGAUGCUGGAGGACCUAACCGUCCGACUCCCCUUGAUGGAUGCGAUCCAGAUGCUGCCCUCCAUGCGCAGCUUUAUGAAGGGAUUGAUCUCAGGAAAAAUAUCAGAGGAGAGCGAAUUCAUGACUGUCUCUAAGGAGUGCAAGGAGUGCAACGCCGUGCUUCAGAACAUGCAGAUAAAGAAGCGAGGAGACCCUGGCAAGUUCGUCCUCUCUAUCCAGAUUGGGAAGACAGUUUUCUCAUGCGCCUUGGUUGAUCUGGGAUCCAGCGUAAACCUCAUGCCCUACUCUGUAGCACGACGUCUGGGAUACACGCAUUUCAAACCAACUAAGAUGUCCUUCAUGUUCGCGGAUAGAUCAGUUAAGUCCCCGGUUUGUAUUCUGGAGGAUCUCCAAGUAAAAUUCAGGAACACCUCUGUUCCAGCAGACUUCGUAGUUCUAGAGCUGGAAGAGGAAUCAAAAGAUCCUCUCAUCUUAGGAAGACCGUUCCUAUGUACUGUUGGAGCCAUCAUUGAUGUGCGGCAAGGGAAGAUUGAUCUCAAUCUGGGAAACAUAGUCAUGCAGUUCGAGAUGGAUGAGCUGCUGAAGAAGCCAAUGCUGGAUGGACAGACCUUCGAGGUGGAUGAAGGGAUUGAUCCGCUGCAACCUCGCGACGGGAUGAUCGAGGAGAUUCCUACAGAAGAUCCACUUGAGCUUACACUAGUAAGAGCUGAGGCCGAGCAGAGUGUCGAGAACAUUGACGCAGACGGGUAUGCUAAGAUGCUUGACUCCGCAAGUAGUAUGGGAAGAAUGGUGGCGAGUCUAAGUCUGGGGGAAGAAAGCAACAAGGACGAGAACACUCCAACUGGAGCGACCCCUUUACCGAACUCGCCGAACCUACCUGAUGAUCCCUGGAGUGAGUUGAAGGCUCCCAAGGUUGAGCUAAAACCCCUUCCCAAGGGGCUCAGGUACGCUUUUUUAGGUCCGAAUUUCACUUAUCCUGUCAUUGUGAACGCUGAACUCAAAAAUGUGGAAACUGUAUUGCUUUUGUGUGAGCUUAGGAAGUAUCGCAAAAAGGGAGUCGAGAAUGGGGUUGCAGACCACUUGUCCAGAAUGAAGAUUGAGGACGACACAUCUCUUGAUGAAGAACAAACAGUGGAACACGUCAACGCGAUUGGUCUGCGCUUCGCGUAA